UUACAUUCAACCGGGAUCCCGAUCAUUUGGACGGAGCGGCAUCAGGCAGAAGGGGUCUGGAGAGGGGGGAGGAUCAUAUAUAUCACAUAUUUAUUAAAAAAACAAUGUCUGCGCGGAUGCUCGCGCCUCAAUGAGCGCGGAGGAGAGCAGGCGGAGAGGAGGAGAGACGUGCACCGUCAUCAGCAUCUGUCCGCCAGCUCCCCUUUGUGUUCGCCGCCGGAGAGCGUGAAUGGCGAGAGAUGACAUGGCAGAGGUGGAUCCGGCACCGGGCGCACCGGAGCCGCCCUCCGGCGGGAGCUCCCCCUCCGAGGUCCCUUACGAGGAGUACGAGUGCAAGAUCUGCUACAAUUACUUCGACCUGGACCGCCGCGCGCCCAAGAUCCUGGAGUGCCUGCACACGUUCUGCGAGGAGUGCCUGAACACGCUCCAUCUGCGCGAGGAGCGGCCGUGGCGCGUCAGCUGCCCCGUGUGCCGCCACCGGACCCCGGUGCCGGACUACCGGAUACAAAACCUGCCCAACAACACCAAGGCGACGGAGGACUUCCCGCUCUACAUCCACGCGGACCCGCUGCCCCAGGACGCGCUGCCGCUGCACCCGGCCGCGCUGCACCCGGCGCUCGUCGCCCUGCGCCGCGAGGAGGCGUCGGGGGGCGCGUGGUCCGGCGGCGGGGGGGGCCACGCGACCCCGUCCACCACCGUGUCCAGCGCCACCACCCUCUCCCAGGACUCGGUGCGCUACGACAGCUGCCAGAGCUGCAAGCGGGUGGCGCUGACCACCGGCUGCGUGUGCGUCAUCUUCUCCUUCCUGUCCAUGCUGGUGCUGCUCUUCAUGGGCCUGAUCUUCGUGCACAGCCACAGCCUCCCGGCCUCGCCGGCGGGGCCCAUCUGCCUGUCGGUGGCCAGCAUCCUGGCCAUGUUCUCCGUGGUGGUCACGUGGCUCAUCUGCUGGCUCAAGUACAGACCGGACCACGAGACCGGCCGCCUGUCCGCCACCGGCAGCUCCCGGAGGAACGCCUGACGCCCGGUGGAGGCGCUCGGGUGGAGCUUUUCUAUAUAGGAAUAAAGUCUCGUCCAAAAAUGGCCUUUUCUUCAUAUAGCAAACACCCAGAAGGCCUUUCGCGUGGUUUGGAUGAUCCUUGAUAAUCUGGCCCUUCUUUUUUAUUUUAUUGCCAGCUAUAGGCCCCUCAUCCACCGGUGACCUUUGACCCCGCUGGUGUUGGUUUGACUUGAUUGUGAAGUUCUUCUCCCUUGUCCCCGCCCCCUUUUCCCUGCUAUAAACGAUAUGCAUCUCCCACCGGUCCACACACUCGUAUAAUAAAUGUCUCUGUACAGAUGUUCACCGUGUUCACCGAUGAGCUCCAGAGGCCUCCGAAAUGUCCCGGAAUAGCCGGCGGCGAGCGGCUGGCUGGAUGUGGCGUCGGCCAUCUUUCUCCGUGACCUUUCGCCGACCCUUUGCGCUCCGACUCUCCUCCAGAGGAUGAGAGGAGGCCACUUCCUGUUCUCCCACCUGCUCCUCCUCCAGGUGGUUUAUUUAACUUUCUCUUUAAAAAGAGGAUUUAUCCGCUUGUGGUGUUUUUGUUGUUGUUGUUGACAGUGUUUGGGCUACGUAGUUGUGCAUGUUAGGCUCCUGAAAAGGGGGGGG
Pseudoliparis swirei is the source of this 1642-nucleotide messenger RNA. RefSeq lists its product as uncharacterized. The record is from RefSeq and is a predicted model, not a curated record. Bases 230 to 1018 code for a protein of 262 amino acids. Gene Ontology annotation, biological process: protein ubiquitination. NCBI's taxonomy places the organism in Eukaryota, Metazoa, Chordata, Actinopteri, Perciformes, Liparidae. Gene Ontology annotation, molecular function: ubiquitin protein ligase activity. The transcript has a single exon.